AUGAACGAGGAUAUCCGAGCCUUCAUUAGAUCAGGGGGAUAUAGUCAUUUAGAUGAUCCGGUGUUGGACAAAGCAUCAGCAAAACUAAGUCUCUUGGAACCUAUAAAUGAUGGACGAUCCUAUCAAUUGCGGAUAGCAACAAGAUGGAAUGGCUUCUGCAUUUUCCAACGGUCACAGCAGGUCUCGAAGCUGAGCUUCUAUUGUUUAUACCGAAACCUCUCACGGCAACGACCACUCCGCACCUCUGCGGGCUGGAUAUUUGAAGGGUAUGCACAUGAUUGGUUCCGCCAUGGAGGUAACUUCGUGGCUACGGAAAUGGGCCCUGGAGAGGAUCCUGAGACUGUGACAGACUUGAGAUUCACGAUUAACAAGUCAAAAUCCAUGUUAACUAACUAUUUCAAGGAUUCCACCGACUUAGACAACCAGGUUCGAGCGUCUAGUGGCAGAGGUAUUGAGCCCUCCGUGAUUGGAAAAUACUUUCUACCAUGUGGCCGAAACUUCGAGUCUGUGGAUGGACUAAUGUUUUCUGGAUCCGACACAUUAAUCGUUUUCCAAAUCACGAUUGCUGCAACUCACGACAUCAAAAAGCAUGGCAUCCGAACCCUCCUACAGAUGCUGCCAGCUGCGAUCAAAAAUCUCCACAUAGUCUUUGUGAUUCCAAGAGAACGUAUAAGGAACUAUGCUAAGGCACAGAAGGUCCCUAAGGCUGCGGAAUUGCGGGAAUUGCGGGAAAGUGGAGCCGGACGUCUGAUAAUCAGGCAGUUCCGACUUGUGUUUUGCGAGGCUGCAAUGCGUGCCCUAGUUCUAGGCGACUGCGAUACUGGAGAAUCCGAGAUGGAUCUAGAGAGUGGCUGGGAUAUCCCGGACUCCGGGAUGAGUGUUCAGGGUGGCCAGGAUAUGGGUGGCUUAGGGACUGGUGUUGAGGGUGGACGGGAUAUUGGAGGACCAGUAAUGGGUGCAGAGGGUCAGUGUGUGGAUGCUGAUCUUGAUAUGAGAAUGAUGGAGAUAGCAUGA
Molecule: messenger RNA, 1014 nt
Organism: Tuber aestivum (summer truffle)
Lineage: Eukaryota; Fungi; Ascomycota; Pezizomycetes; Pezizales; Tuberaceae
Source: the annotation of a GenBank genome assembly